AUGUGCAACACAGAACGCUUGCCAUCACUUGACACACUACCAGCAGAAUUACUCUAUCGACUUUUGGAUCUUCUGCCUUGUGAAACUAUUCUAAUCUCUGUAGCAAAUGUUUGUCGACGAUUUCGUAGCAUUGCUCACGCUUAUGAUCGGUACGAUAUUGAUUUAAGAUCUAUUUCCCAGCCUAACUUUCAUACGAUUUGUCGUUCUAUUCGCCCGAUGAAAGUCAUUUCACUGACACUUUCCGAUGACGAGAAGACUCCAGGUCAAAUUGGAUUAUUUUUGUCGUUGUUCCAUAUUAAACUGUUCAGACGAUUGCGUCACUUGACUCUAAUCAAUAUCGCGGCAGAAGAUCUAAUGGCAAUCAGCAAACAGUGCCAGCUGAAUUCGCUCAUCUCAUUCACUAUGGAUGCGCGAGGGCAGCACAUCAUAUCGCCAUUAAAAAUGAUUACACGUGCAAUCGCACUACCAAAUCUUUGCAAACUAAGUCUCACAAGUAUCGGUUGUAUAUUCGAUAGGAUUUCGUGGCCUACGGACUGUUUAUUACAAAAUCUGAAAAUUCAGACAUGUACAAGCCAACAGUUUCUGACAUUGCUAAAUCGAUUACCUCAUCUAAAAACGUUCGAUAUUGCAGUGUAUGAAUUCAGAUCAACCGCCGCAUGUUCAUCAACGAUUCAUCGAUCUUUGACCUCUCUCACGAUGAGUAUUGAUCACACACAUAUAACAAGUCUCGACUCUCUGUUGCUGUUAACUCCUUCACUUGUGAAUUUAAAGCUUAUUAUUAAUAAUUGCGAUGCAGAGUUUCUGUCUCAAUGUUUCAGUUGGGAAGAAUUCAUUCAAAAUAAAUUAACUGAACUUCAAAAAUUUGAAUUUUUCUUCACGGUAUGUCAUCCUCGGCAAGAUUCACUGCUUGAUAUCAAGAGAUUGAUUGAUCCAUUCCGACAACCAUUUUGGCUCGAACACAAACAUUGGUUGGUCUGCUGUGAGCAAACUAAAAGUUCAAAAUACAGGACUUAUCUGUACACAGUACCCAUGUGCAUUAGUCGCCUCAAAUAUCUAAAACCGUUUCGAAAAAUUUUCUCGACCGUUGACAAUUUGCCAAGCAAUACAACAUGUCGUGUUAGUACAUUGGUUGUUGAUCUGACAACAAGAUUAAUGUCGUCCUUCUUUAAAAGGGAUGAUCCAAAUAGUACCACCGUAGAGUUUGGUCAAGUGACCGAUUUAGUUCUUUUCGUACGUGGAGAACAGAUACGCGAAUCAAUGAAGUUUGUUUCAACACUCAUCGAUAUUUCACAACUUCAGCACCUAUCCAUCACUCUUUAUUCUGAUAUUAAAUUGGACGAUGAUCCGACGGUUUAUGUUAAUACUCUUUUAAAGCCAGUGCGCAAUCUUCGUUCGCUUGCUAUAAAUUUUUGUUGGCCUUGCAACAAAUACUCUGACAAUUUGAAAAGUAUUAUAUCGAUGGUACCUCGACAUGUACAUCAUUUGCAGAUAGAUGUACGAUCAGUUGAACUAAUGAAAGAGGUUUUCGAGCAAAUCGUGGAUUUGUCCAGUGUAGCUUUUCGAAUAAGGGGAUAUCAACGUCUACAAUCUGAAGAUAUUCUUGCAUGGCUGACUAAACGUUGCCCAGGUUUCACUUUUGUGAAUACGAGAGAUGCAGUUAAUGUUUGGCUAGGAAAAAUUAAACCUGAAUCCAAUGAAAUUUUAUCUCCGAACAAACGAUUGAAAAUAAAUGACUGA
Molecule: messenger RNA, 1737 nt
Organism: Rotaria socialis
Lineage: Eukaryota; Metazoa; Rotifera; Eurotatoria; Philodinida; Philodinidae
Source: the annotation of a GenBank genome assembly